AUGGACCCGUUUUUCGGUCUCUCUCUAAUCUGGGUGUCGGGCAUUAUAUUACUCGGAUCCGUGGUGUCGGACCAGAUUGUACCCGGGUCGAGGCUGUAUGCGGGAGAGGACCGGGCGUGGGUCUCUGAUAACGGGUCAUUCGCUUUCGGGUUUGCCCCAGUAAGCUCGAAGGAGGAUCGGUUUCAGUUGGGCGUGUGGUACGCGCAGAUUCCUGGAGAUCGGACGCUUGUCUGGUCGGCUGAUAUAAACUCUCCAGUCCCACGCGGCGCCACCGUGGAGCUCCAAACCGACGGCGACCUCGUCCUCCGCCACCCGUCCACCACCACCACCGCCUGGUCGUCCAACACCUCCCUCCUUGGCAUCCAGUCCGCCUCCAUGUCCGAAAACGGCAACUUCAUCCUCUUCGGGCCUGGCCUCCAGCCCGCUUGGCAGACCUUCUCCCACACUUCCGACACCCUCCUCCCCGGCCAGCCCCUUACCGUCUCCCUGGAGCUCAAAUCCUCCUCCUACACUCUCAAAAUGCUCCAACAGCCCAACUCGUUGAGCCUUGCUCUCGCCUUCAACACCCCCGAGCCCGGCUCGAACCUAACCUACUGGUCCGGGCCCGACAUCUCGAACGUCACCGGAGAUGAAGUCGUUGCCGUCCUCGACUCCGCCGGAAAUUUCGGCAUUCUCUACGGUCCCUCCGGCGAAGGGGCCGUUUACGUGUACAAAAACGACAACGAGAGCCGGUCCGCCCUCAAUCGGACCGGGCCCGGCCCCGUCCCUCGGAGACUCACGCUCGAGACGAACGGGAACCUCCGACUCUACAAGUGGGCCCAUCGGUGGGUUUCCGAGUGGGCCGCCGUUUCGAACCCCUGCGACAUCGCCGGAACGUGCGGGAAUGGUAUAUGCCGUUUGGACCGGAGCCAGACGAACCCUUCCUGCACGGGCCUUCCAGGUCAUCCUGUGGGAAAAUGCAGCCCGAAUUCCGAGAUCUCGGUCGUGCAGCAGACGGGCUACUAUUAUUCGGAGUCUUCGGUUAUAGCGAAUUAUAGUGAUCUGGAGACGGUCUCAAAGUGCGGGGACAUGUGUUUGUCGGAUUGCGAGUGCGUUGGGUCGGUUUACGGGUUGGAUGAGGAGAACGCGUAUUGUUGGGUAUUGAGGGAGUUGGAGUUCGGGGGGUAUGAGAAUCCGGGUUCCACGUUGUUCGUUAAAGUCGAGCCGGGUAGUGGCGGAGGGUCGUCGGGAGGAUUGAGCGCGAGACAGGGGAAAGUUCUAGUGCUUCCGAUUGUUUUGAGCAUGACUGUUUUGGUUGGCCUGCUUUUCUGCUUGUUGUACAUCAAUGUACAUCGGAAGAGGAAAUUGAAGAGGGCGCUCGAGAGCUCGUUGAUUGUGUCUGGGGUGCCGGUUCGUUUCAGCUACCGGGAUUUGCAGCUGAAAACGAGUAGUUUUUCGCAGCUUCUUGGAACUGGUGGGUUUGGGAGUGUGUACAAGGGAUGUUUGAGUGAUGGAACCUUGAUUGCGGUGAAAAAGCUGGACCGGGUUUUGCCGCAUGGGGAGAAGGAAUUUGUUACCGAGGUGAACACGAUCAGCUCCAUGCAUCACAUGAACUUGGUUCGCCUUUGCGGGUACUGCUCGGAGGGAUCGCAGAGGCUCCUAGUGUACGAGUUCAUGAAAAACGGGUCCUUGGACAAGUGGAUAUUCCCUCCGUACACUUACCAAGGGUCCCUCGACAACCGGGUGCUCGACUGGUCGACUCGGUUCCGCAUCGCCAUUGGGACCGCGCAGGGGAUAGCGUAUUUUCACGAGCAAUGCCGAGAUAGGAUAAUACACUGCGACAUCAAGCCCGAGAACAUUUUGCUAGACGAGAAUUUCUGCCCGAAAGUUUCAGAUUUCGGGCUCGCUAAGCUUAUGGGCCGGGAGGCCUCGCAAGUCGUGACUAUGGUGAGGGGAACGAGAGGCUACUUGGCUCCCGAGUGGGUUAGUAAUCGGCCGAUCACUGUAAAAGCCGACGUCUAUAGUUACGGGAUGCUUCUGUUGGAGAUCAUCGGAGGGAGGAGGAAUCUCGACAUGAGUUACGACGCGGAGGAUUUCUUUUACCCUGGGUGGGCGUUCAAGGAAAUGACGAACGGGACACCGACGAAAGCCGUCGACAGGCGUCUUGAAGGGACCGUGGAGGAAGAGGAGCUCGUAAGAGCACUAAAAGUCGCGUUUUGGUGCAUACAAGACGAGAUCGUGAUGCGGCCCACGAUGGGUGAGGUCGUGAAGAUGUUGGAAGGGUCGGUUGAGGGGAUUAACGUGCCGCCGAUUCCUCAAACGGUGUUGGAGUUGGUCGAGGAAGGGUUGGACCACGUGUACAAGGCCAUGAAGAGGGAGUUCAACUUCAAUCAUUUUAGCUCGUUCACUACCUCUACUCAUCAUCCUUCCUCUCGUGCUACUUGUAGUUACUCAACAAUGUCACCAAGAUAA
Molecule: messenger RNA, 2451 nt
Organism: Striga hermonthica
Lineage: Eukaryota; Viridiplantae; Streptophyta; Magnoliopsida; Lamiales; Orobanchaceae
Source: the annotation of a GenBank genome assembly